UGAAGAUGUUGUUGACUGGAGAAGUGGUGAGAGUCCUGCAUUUGAGGCAGAUGUAAGGCUGGACUCGUGCAUUCUCAGCACUCGGAUCACCGAUGAUGACAGGGGCGCAGGUUGGAUUUCUAACGAAGCUAGGCUGUGUAAAGCCAUCGUGGCAGACUCGCUGGCAUCGUGCCGCAUCCUGAUUCAACAUCAGAAACAAGGCUUCAUGCAUUCAUGAUGAUCGAAGGGCGGUUCAGGAGGGCUAUCGUGUUGUUUGUAGAAUGGCUCUCGUUCGGGUGUGCUUAAGCUGCCAGAAAAUCCAAACAAUUUCUUUGCAAUCAAUUAACCAGCAUGUCAUCUUCGACGGGCUAUCAUAAGCUUUCGAGCUUCAUGGUUGACAAGAACUACACAAUCUUCCGGCGUUUCAAAGUACUUGCAAAUCGUGACUUGCUGUACUUGCAGGCUGAGCUGGCAGCACUAGAAGACCAGUUCGCAGCCAUCCAAGCGCAAGACCGAGUUUCUGGAGGCGAGCAGGAGUUUUAUGAUCGGAAUUGGCCCUUGGUCAAUUCGUCCAAGGACCGUGGCCAUAGCAGUGAACAAUUGAGAAAGGCGCUGGAGAUAAGAACGAAACUUCAAGAAUACUAUGAGUGCGCCUCGCGAUAUGCGACCAUCAUCAACAUGCCCAAGGCCAGGCGACGUGAUGUUGCCAUGCUGAAGGAGUGGAUCCUGAGCCCAGAUCUCGGCGGGGGUAUCUUAUUCUCGGGUGAAGAUCUGAGCCCCUGGGGAAAAUCUGUGUAUGACGAAACGCAUAACGAUGAUUUGAUGAUAGUGAAAAGUCGAACUGGAGAAAAUGACACGUUCACUCGAUUCCUGGCCGGACCUGUCUUCCAUCUGCUGGAAAGGUUCUGGCGCCGUUUCAAGAAACCAGAAACGUCAAAUACCGAAGAGCAAGUACCGGCGAGCAACUUGUACCACUACUCUGAUUCUCAUAUAAUUGGGACUAUUGACGUUAUGGGCACAGUGAUCGCCUCUAUGAUCCCAUUGGUCUCCAUUGUGAUCCUGUACUUCAUUCGAAAUCUAGGAGCUCGACUAGGAGUCGUCUGUGCCUUCACUCUACUGUUCUCUACCGGCUUGGCGCUGGUGACAAAAGCUCGAAGAAUUGAGAUUUUUGCAUGCACUGCCGCUUUUGCCAGCGUCCAAGUAGUCUUCUCAAGGAAAAUGGCUCCGAAUUGA
Molecule: messenger RNA, 1212 nt
Organism: Mollisia scopiformis
Lineage: Eukaryota; Fungi; Ascomycota; Leotiomycetes; Helotiales; Mollisiaceae
Exons: 5
Coding region: 331-1212 (293 amino acids)
Source: RefSeq, a predicted model, not a curated record